This is a messenger RNA of Petromyzon marinus (sea lamprey), 2600 nucleotides long. RefSeq names its product adenylate kinase 7 (gene AK7). Gene Ontology annotation, biological process: nucleobase-containing compound metabolic process. The record is from RefSeq and is a predicted model, not a curated record. Gene Ontology annotation, molecular function: nucleobase-containing compound kinase activity; ATP binding. NCBI's taxonomy places the organism in Eukaryota, Metazoa, Chordata, Hyperoartia, Petromyzontiformes, Petromyzontidae.
GACCACGCGCGACGUUGCCACGGCAACGUUGACAACAGAGAGAGAGAGAGAGGCCGGUGCCAUGGACGAGGAGGCGACCCCGGCUCCCAGGGCCCGCCGCGUCUUCAUCAACCGCAUCGACUCGUUCCUGGGUAGAAGCCUCGCGCGGCAUUUGUCGGGCUGUGUGGUCGGAGCAUCCUUGGAAAGCAUGGAAGGGAUGGAAGAGGAGGAUGAAGAAGAGGAGGCGCAUGAUGAGAUGGAUGGGGAAGGAUCUGGACAGGGCCCAUCAAAGGCAGCUCGUGUAAAGAUGACUUACCAGGUUGUGGGCACCCUUAGACAACCAGAAAGCCCGGAACCUGAUUUUGUGCAGCAAAUCGUGAAGCCUUCGUCACGCGAAGACCUGCUUUACCACCUGAUGGAGUGUGACAUCAUUGUUUAUAACAUCACGGAGGAUGCCGAUCAGACAGAGGAAGCGUCCUGGGCGGUCACUGAGAUUCAUGAGAAGUUGAAAAGCUUUGAAAAUCCCAAGGUGUUUGUUCUGUUGUCGACAAUAAUGACAUGGGCACGCACCAGGCCUCUGGACCCUGAUGAUCCAGAGCUGGACUUCACGGAGGAAGAUUACCGGAGGAGGAAGCCCCAUCCCAACUUUACACAGGAGAUAGAUGUAGAGAGACUUGUCAUCAAGCUGGGAAAAACGAAUAAAACCACGUUCUCCACCUUUGUGCUGGCAUGUGGCCUCAUGUAUGGAAUGGGAGAGAGUGUUUUUCAUCACUUCUUCAAGACAGCGUGGCUUGGAGAAUUGUCUGCCCUGCCUAUAUACGGACCCGGAAGCAACAUUGUCCCAACUAUUCACGUUAAAGACGUAGCAGGUGUGGUGCAGAAUAUAUUGGACAGAAAACCAAAGGUGCACUACUUGCUUGCUACAGACAGCUCAAAGCACACACUGGAGGAGCUAGUCAAGGCCAUCAGCAAACACUUGGGACCGGGUAAAACCAUUAAAGUGCCCAAGGAAGAAGCACUCCUGUUAAGAGACCUCAUGCAAUCGGAUUACGACCACCUGCUCGUGAAUCUGCGAUUCGAUGCGCAGUUCUUGCGCGGGGGCAUGAACAUCCACUGGGUUGCUGAGGGUGGCCUGGUGGAGAACAUCGCCACCAUCGUCAGGGAGUACAAGGAGACACGAGGGCUGCUGCCCAUGCGUGGCUGCGUGCUUGGCCCGCCUGCCGUGGGGAAGACCUCCCUGGUGGAGAAACUCUGCAAGCACUACAGGCUGCACCACAUUAAGGCCAAGGACGUCAUAGAUGAGGCCAUCGAGAGGCUGGAGAGGAUAGCAGCUCGGGCACAGAAGGAGGGUGAAGAGGAGGAACACAGAGAGACGGGGGAGGAGGAGGACGAAGGAGGAGAAGCAGAGGAAGAGGGGGAAUCAGCUCAGGAUGCUCAGGAGCUGCUGGAAGCUGUGAAGGAAAGCUUGGAACAAAACAAUGGUCGGCUUGAGGACACGUACCUCGUGAGGUUCUUCAAGGAGAAGCUGCGGUCCAUGUCGUGCCAGAACCAAGGGUUCAUUUUGGACGGUUUUCCCAAAACCUACGCCCAGGCCAAGGAGCUGUUCACUGGGGAAGACGAUGCUGAGGAGGAGGAAGACGCAAUAUCAGGCAAAGAAAAUUACUACGACAAGAGCAUCAUACCAGACUUGGUGGUUUCCCUGGAGGCCCCGGACGAGUUCCUGCGUGACCGCGUGAUGAACCUGCCCGAGGCCGUGGUGGCCGGCACUCACUACACCGAGGAGGCCACUCUGCGCCGGCUGGCCGCUUUCCGCGCGCACAACACCGUCGACGAGACCAUCCUCAACUACUUUGAAGAGCAGAGCGUCGCCGUCGCGCACUACGAUGUAACCAAGGAAGAUGCUGAAUUCCUGCUGCUGGUACACCAGCUGCUCAAACGGAUGGGCGAGCCGCGCAACUACGGCCUGACCGCCGAAGAGAGGGAAGAAAUCUUCCGGCGUGCGGCGGAGGAGAGGAUGAGGCAGGAAGCCGAGAAGUGGGCCGAGUGGGAGAGACACGAGGUGGUGGAGGCGGUGGAGAGGGAACGCAAGCUCAACGAGUGGCAAGCCAAGCUGGAAGCAGAGAGGCGGCGGGAGCAGGAGCUCCUGGCCCGCGAGACGGUCCCCCUGCGCGAGUAUCUGCUCGCACACGUGAUGCCCACGCUCACCACGGGGCUCAUCGAGUGCUGCUCCGUGCGACCCCCAGACCCCGUCGAUUUCCUGGCGGAGUAUAUAUUCAAGAACAAUCCUCAGGCUGACUAAGUCAAGCUGAUCCACCCUCACAGAACGGUCCACAGAGCUCUUUAAACGCAAGCCAUGCAUGUGAAUUACAUUUAACAUUAAAAAAAGAACACCACUGUUAUAAAAUUGUCACAAUAUAAAUAUUUUAAGACAGGAACAUAAUACAAAACACAAGUUCUCAAGUUUAAGAAGCAUUUUAAUUGAGAGCCUGCACAAAUAUACUUUUUUGUGUGAUAAAGGUUAACAUAAAUACAUGUUUUAAUAAAAAAAAUGUGUUUGGCAGAGUGCAUAAUGUUUAUUUAACAAUCGUUAUGACGACGGAUAAACAAACACAAGUGGUGUA